CUUUGUUUCGGUUUUCCUGCCCGGAAUGCUGUUCAAUUUUCAGCUGCUCGAUAGUGUUUUUCCGGCGCGGUCUAUUUCCCGAAAAUAUUUUUAAUGUUUAUCAGCCGGAGUUUUGCGCAUUAAUUAAUAUGAAAAAUAAACGGUGGGGCAUCGGUUUAAUCAUGUUCGGAGAAAGGCAAGCGGAAGAACCAUCGCCGCCUCCGGAACCGUUAAAAGAACCCAAAAUCGAUACGACAGAAACCACUAGGGCAUUAGGCGUCGAAAACUACGAAAAUCCUUUUUACAAAGACCAACCCAGCUCGAUUUUGUCGUCUCUAGGUAGCGUACUAGUCGUAAUCGGUACUGCUCUGGUAAUUUUCGCCGCUGCAAGGAACACUAUAACAUGGCACGCUCAAAAAUUCUGGGGCGCUUCCGGAGACUUUUGGCAAGCCCAAUGGGACAAGUUUCUGGACGUAGCUGGUGAAGAUCCCACGUACUUAUGGGUUUUUGGUUCCACUGCCAUCACUUUCGGUGUCUAUUGGCUCUUUGGUGGCAUCUACACUUUUUUAGACGUAACAAACAUGCCCAAAGUCAUUAGGAGAUAUAAAAUACAGCCCGGAACCAAUGAGCCUGUCGAUAGAACCAAACUUAUGAAGGUUAUAUGGUGUGUCCUAUUAAAUCAAAUAGCUGUUGGAAUACCAUCUUCUUAUUUGAUGUACUAUUCAAUGAAAUGGAGAGGGUUUCCAGGUAUAAGAGAGCUGCCAACCUUCCAUUGGGUACUAUAUGAAUUAGCCAUACAUAUUUUAGUAGAAGAAGCUGCCUUUUAUUAUUCUCACAGGUUCCUUCACAGCAAACAUAUCUACAAAUACAUCCACAAGCAGCACCACGAAUGGACCGCUCCCAUCGCCGUCACCGCCAUUUACUGCCACCCCGUCGAACACAUUUUUUCAAAUUUGGUUCCUCCGUUUUUAGGCGUAUUUAUUAUGGGUUCUCAUGUUGCGACGGCGUGGUUAUGGUUCACUUUGGCCAUUCUGAGCACGUUGAACGCCCAUUCCGGCUACCAUUUGCCGUUUUUUCCCAGUCCUGAGGCGCACGAUUUUCAUCAUUUGAAAUUCAAUAAUUGUUUUGGAGUAUUGGGCGUACUGGACAGGAUUCACGGUACCGACGCGGCAUUCAGACAAACACGGGCUUAUUUGAGACACAUAAUGAUGCUGAGUUUCAUCCCUCCUAGAGUGGCCAUUCCGGACACUCAGCUAACGAAAAUGAAGUACUGGAAAAUGCAGCAUGAAUCAAAGCAACAGUAAAUCGGGUAUUAUUUAUUUUUUUUUAUAUUUUUCCUAGAUAAAUUAACAAGUGUUCGUUCACAAAAUUUGCUCUAUAUCUCAAUAAUUAUGAAGUAGCUGUGAUAGAAUUGCAUUUUUUUGUUUUCUUCACUUAUUUUACAUAGGUAUUGAAAAAAAUGCUGCUUUUAAAGGAUUUGGAGCAGUAAGAAACAAGUGUGAUAGCAAACGCAAAUGAAAAGACUGGGUUGAGGGAUGUAAAUUUGUGUAAAAAAAAUUAUUAUACAGGGUUUUUAUGACAGCCUGAAGAGUUUUAUAUUAAAAGAGUUUUCUUUGCAGAGUUAAACUGAAAAUAAUCGAACAUUUGGGGCACUGCUUAAUACAUAUUAAAAUCAAUCACCACUUGAUAGAAUCAAAGCCACAACAAAAAAUAUAUUUUUCCAUGCAACAAUCUACAAUUAUUUUUAUUAUAUUAUAUUGAAAAUAUUUGUUUCUUAAUUAUUAGGUCUCUUAAAAAAAUUAAGUAUUAUUUUUUCCUUCCUAUAAAAAGCAUUGUAAAAAUUCAAACAGCGAAUUGACCAGCAACCAAAAAAAAAAUAACAUUAAGGAAAUUAUUAUAAGGAUUCUAGUCUUAAGGUAUAAAAGCUAUUAAAUCUCCUGAACGAGACCGGGAAUAAACUAAUAAGUAAUAAUAAUAAUUGUAAAAUGUGACUUCUAGCUAUUAUUGGCCUACCAUUAGAAAAGUUUGAAGGAAUUUUGUGUUUUAAAUAUUCUAUUUAACUCAACUGUACCUGUUUCCUCUUUAAAAACAUCUUCAAGUAUGUUUCAGAUAAGACUGCAAUUUUUAUUUUAUUUUUUUUGAAACACCAAAUUCACUCAACAGAGAGUGUUUUGUGUAAAUGAUUAAUGUAUAAAUAAUUAAUAUAAUAAAAAUAAAUUACACUCAA
Molecule: messenger RNA, 2206 nt
Organism: Ceutorhynchus assimilis (cabbage seed weevil)
Lineage: Eukaryota; Metazoa; Arthropoda; Insecta; Coleoptera; Curculionidae
Source: the annotation of a GenBank genome assembly